Otolemur garnettii (small-eared galago) is the source of this 1144-nucleotide messenger RNA. Its product is annotated as putative zinc finger protein 730. The record is from RefSeq and is a predicted model, not a curated record. The transcript is spliced from 5 exons. Gene Ontology annotation, biological process: regulation of DNA-templated transcription. Lineage: Eukaryota; Metazoa; Chordata; Mammalia; Primates; Galagidae. Bases 158 to 1144 code for a protein of 328 amino acids.
CGAGUGUCUGGAGCUGGCUGCUCAUCUGGGGUUCCCUCUUCAACCGUUGCUGCUCCAGGAGCAUCCAGCUGUCUGUGCAACACCCUCUGUCACCGUGUGACCUGCAGGUACUGGGAGAUCUGUAGGGAGGACACCGCGACAUCUCUGAAGCUGGGAAAUGGAACUGUUGACAUUCAAGGAUGUGUCUGUAGAGUUCUCUAUGGAUGAGUGGGCCUGCCUGGACCCUGCUCAGCAGACUUUGUAUUGGGACGUCAUGUUGGAGAACUACAGACACCUGGUCUUCCUAGGUCUUACGCUCUCUAAGCCCGAUGUUAUCACCUGUCUGGAGCAAAGCAAAGAACCCUGGAAGGUGAAGACACAUGAGACAGUAGUCAAGCCCCCAGCUAUAUUUGACCAUCCUGACCAAGACCAUUUGCAAAAUUUUGACACAGAUAUUUUAGUCACAGAGAUAAUCCUGAGAAGAUAUCAAAGCUGUGCCCCUGACAACUUAAACUUAACAAAAGACUGGGCAAGUGUGUCUGAGUGUAAACAGCAGAAAGUAUGUGACAGUGCAUUUGACCACUGUUUAAGGGCUGCCCAUACCAAAAUCUUCCAAUGUAGUAAAUGUUUGAAAGACUUCACACAAUUGUCAAAUCUAAGUAGACAUAAGAUGAUAUGUAAGGUAGGGGAAACAUUUCACUGUAUAAAGUAUGGGAAAGCCUCUAACCCAUGCUCAGAUGUUACUAAACAUAAGAAAAUUCAUAUUGAAGAAAAAGGGUUUGAAUGUAGCAAAGUCUUUGAAUCUGACUCAAGCCUGUCUAAGCAUGAGAGAUGUCAUAAUGGACAGAAACUCUACAAGUGUGAAAAUGAUGCCAAAUGUCUUCACCUUAGAUCAAAAUAUUGUAACCGUGAGAGUAUUGAUAGUGGAAGAAAACCCUACAACUAUGAAGACUGUGACAAACUUACCAAGCAGUACUCACAGCUUUCUGGACAUAAAAGAAUUCAUUCUGGAGAGAAACCCUACAAAUGUCAACAAUGUGGCAAAGCCUUUAAUUAUAAUUCCUCCCUUACUAAACAUCAAAGAAUUCAUUCUGGAGAGAAACCCUACAAAUGUCAACAAUGUGGCAAAGCCUUUCACCAAGCCUAUGUCCUUUCUAUGAUGUAG